Ipomoea triloba (trilobed morning glory) is the source of this 901-nucleotide messenger RNA. RefSeq lists its product as uncharacterized. The record is from RefSeq and is a predicted model, not a curated record. The transcript has 2 exons. Lineage: Eukaryota; Viridiplantae; Streptophyta; Magnoliopsida; Solanales; Convolvulaceae. Gene Ontology annotation, molecular function: nucleic acid binding; zinc ion binding. The coding region runs from base 153 to 638 and encodes 161 amino acids.
GAUCCAAUCGGUUAUGUGUGCACCUCAUUAAGUCAAAAAUUUCGAGAGAAAUUCGUGGUUCCAUUGAGGAAAUUCAGAAAACCAAGCCUCUGCUCAAGGCCAUUGAUGAUCAAUUUGUUGACUCAAAGAAAUCAUCGGCAAGUACUCUAAUAAUGCGAUUUAUCAAUCUUCGUCUUACCACUGUUAAGGGCACGCGUAAACACAUCAUGCAAGUAAGGGAUAUUGCAGCUCAACUAAAGAAGCUGGAAAUCAUUUUACCAGAUACUUUUGUGGUGCAUUUUGCACUUAAUACCCUUCCUCAAGAAUAUAGCCCCUUUAAGAUUUCUUACAACACACAUAAAGUAGAUUGGUCUAUCAAUGAGUUGAUAACCAUGUGUGCACAAGAAGAACAAAGGCUUAUGACUGAGAUUGGGGAAAACGCUCUAAUGGCCACAACAAAGUAUAAAAGAAAAUCUGGAAAGUCCAAGGGAUCCACCGUAGCAACUAAGGGCAAACUGCCCCCAAAAGCUGACAUUAAGAAGAUACAGAAGUGUUUCUUUUGUAGAAAGAAGGGACACAUGAAGAAGGACUGUAUCAAAUUCAAGAAGUGGAUGUCCCAAAAAGGCUAUGACAAAUCUGAGACAGCCAACGGGAACUGAGUGUAGCAUCUUCUCUGGAAACAAGAUUGCAUCACCUGUAGAAGCUGUCGGAGUUUGUACUUUAGUUUUGAAUAAUGGUUUUGUUUUGACGCUAGAUAAGACAUUUUAUGUUCCUAGUUUCUCUAGGAACUUAAUUUCAGUUUCUAGACUUGUACCCUUUGGAUUUAAAUUUGAAUUUAAUGCCAAGUAUUUCAAGUUAUUUCAGAAUUCUACUUGUAUUGGCACUGGUACAUUAUCUGAUGGUCUUUAUCGUCUUAACUUAA